This is a messenger RNA of Erythranthe guttata (spotted monkey flower), 1214 nucleotides long. RefSeq names its product T-box protein. NCBI's taxonomy places the organism in Eukaryota, Viridiplantae, Streptophyta, Magnoliopsida, Lamiales, Phrymaceae. The record is from RefSeq and is a predicted model, not a curated record.
GGUUUUUUUGAGAAGGAAAUAUGAAGUCAAUGAGCUCGCUCAAAUUCGCCUUCCUCUUCUCCCUAUCUCUCGCCGGCGCCGCCUCCUUCACCACCACCACCGCCGCCGCCGCCACCCCGUUUCUAUCACUUCGGAGAAUCAAAUCCUCUUAUUCCCCCUCUCCAUCAACAAGGCCCAAAGCCACAGUCUCGGACCUGCUCUCCCUCCUCGGCCCGCCACAACAGGCCAGCUCAGUCAACGCACAGGUGGCGCGUGAUCUACGCUCAUGCUUCAAAUUCUUAUCUCCUUACAACCCACCGCCCACCGCCGCAAGGCAAAUGCUGUGUUCUAGCAUCGUCUUACCGUCAAAUCGGAGCAGCAACGAAAUCGACGAGCUGAUAACGUCGCCUCCGGCGCCCGUACUGGAGCUCGCCCGCCUCGCCGUAGAAUCCGGCGGCGAUCCCGGCGCCAUCCACCGAGCCCUAGAUCCGACUCCGAUCACCGUUCCGGACGUCGAAGGAUCAAAUCAAUCCCGGUGCGAGCUCACCAGAACUCCUUACGGGUGGCAAUUCAUAGACGAGGGUUUGAAUUCCUACCUCGAAUUCUUAUUCGACGUAAUUGUCGAGCGCGGUCCGGAAUUAGGGCUCAAUGUAUCUCUCAGCCGCUACGAUUUAUUCCACGGCCACCUAUUCAUUGCAAACGAAUCCGGUAGAUUAGGCAUUUUGUUUCAUGCUAAAGAAUACCCCGCUUACGAUAAGCAAAAAUUCCCCGUCUAUAUGGGCUAUUGCCAAACGGGAUCGAAUGUUUCUUACGACAAUUCGAUGAAUUUGAGGAAUAUAUUAUGGCUUGCUCCACUGCCGUGCAAUUCUUCGGAUUCAUGUUGGCUGGCGCCAGGUGUCCUGGUCGCAUUGGAUGCGAGUCCCGGUGGGAUAGUUUACCGAGAUCUUGUACACGACUAUGUUCGUAUUGCGAGGACAUUGUACGAAGAGGAUUUUGGGGAAGUUGUUGUCGAUGUUAACUAUCUCAAUGUCGGAGCUCAAGUGCCGGAAUUCAAGAUAUUCAUUUGCUGAGGCGUAUUGGAUUCGGUUUGUAAGUUUCCUAUUUGAUGUGUGUAAUUUGUCGAGAGUUGCUUGCAAACUAUGUUAUGUGUAUAUGGUGAAAUCGAUAUUGUUGAUGAUAUGCCAAACCGCAUUUUAAUGAACCUAUUGAAGUUGAUAUGAUGAGCGUAUUUGGAA